GUUAAAUGAAUUCCUGUCAUUGGAGCAGCCAUAGGUAUUUAAACUAUUGAUCCAGCAGCCGAAACUGGCGCUUUUCUAUUUUUAUUUAUAAAACUUACGACCAGCUGUUGCCAUUAAAGGGUACGGACGCUGACUGGUAGUUGUUAUAGAAGUUUUCACAAAUAUGUUGUUUGUGUAAAGAAAUCUUUGUGAAAAACUGGCUUGCAAUGAAGUUGAGUUAUGGUUCCAAAGCUGCAUUAUGGGGAUAGAAAGUCUCACUAUAGAAUUAGACAAUCCUGUUGGAAUUUAUUUUCCUGGAGAGGAAGUGUCUGGAGUAGUUCACAUCUCAAAUGUCAGCAGUAAAAUACUGAAAGGAAUAUACCUGGAAUGUCAAGGCUGUGCAAAAUUUUGUUUCAAAGAAUUGAGUAGUCAGACUUACUAUUCAGCUGAAGAAACUUAUCUAGACCUGAUUAUUCCUCUAAUUACCAAUGAAGGCAGAGAAACAUUUGAACUUGUCAGUGGAGUUCACCAAUUUCCAUUUGUGUUUGUACUUCCAAAAAUUCCCUCUUCAUUUCAAACUGAGAUGUUGGAAAAAUUUGGCUAUGGCCAUGUCAAAUACUCAAUCAAAGUAGUUUUGAAGAGAUCUUCACGUCAAGCAAAUGGAGAAACCUUCUACAUUCCAUUCACUGGAGUUUUGAAGCCGUCAUGGAAACCAAAUUACGAAUAUGUGCUCGCUCUUACAGUUAAAACCAUUGUUGACUUAAAUACAAUCCCAAAAGCAGCACUACCAACACAAUCAAUAAAAACCAAGCCCGUUUUUCGUUGGUUUUGCUGCCGAUCUGGACUUAUAACGGUAACACUGUAUCUAGACCGUACAGGCUAUGUCGCAGGUGAAACCAUUCUCUUGCAUGAAGAUGUAGACAACCAAAGCAUGACAACAUUGCUUGGUGCAACGGUUUUUCUCAUUGAGAGCGUUGAUUUUCAUACCCACAACAAAUCCAAAACCUACGAACGCGUUUUGUGUGAACAGAAACGGCGCGGAAGAGUGUUCCAAGAAGUACCUCAAGUGUUCCCAAUCGUCGUCCCUACAAUGACACCAUACUAUUUGCAUUUUUGCGAUAUUAUUGACCUCUCCUACAAAAUUGAGGUAAAAUGGGUCUGAGAACGUUGUAGUCUCGUGUUGAGUAAGUCAUAGCUUUAUUCGUUCCAGUUCCGACUUAUCGACUCUGAAAGUCCGAGUCAUUUAAAACUGUAACAUUGUUUUUGUUAGCAAGCUGAUUAUAAUUAAAGGGCUAUCGAUAGUACUUUGGGGCUUCAGUUUUGUAGCUGGGAGCUGGAUAAUAUUUAGGAGGCUCAGUGUAGUAGCCAAGGGCCUUGGUGGUGUAGUACUCGGGAGCGGAGUACGUCGUGGUGUAGUAAGAAAUCAGAGUUGAAACAAAAAAGUUGUGGCUGUUUCAAUGUGUGCAUCAACGCCAACGCUGUUCUGUCAGCUGAAAACUAUAUAGGCCGUACCUAUACGAAGGCGGAGGGGAGGAAUAGGACCCGGAGAAAUAGGACCCUAAAAAGAAAGAUAGAAAAAGAGGUCCUAUUUCUCCAUGGCCUUUUUUGGGGUCCUAUUUCUCCGGGUCCUAUUGGUCGGGGUCCUAUUUCUCCGGCUACCUCUUGAAGCCAUUUUCGACCUGGAUUUGGCGUCAGACAAUCUCCAAUGGUCCGACAACGUCCAUCACCAUACUAGCCACCUUAUACCAUUCGCACAUUUCUGCACCUAAAUGGGAUACCACAGUGUAUGAUAAAUGAUGGUUAUAUUGAUCCUUACGAUAGUCUUGAAGCCAUUUUCGACCUGGAAUUAGCGUCAGACAAUCUCCAAAUGGUCCGACAACGUCCAUCACCAUAUAACCAUCAUUUAUCAUACACUGUGGUAUCCCACUGUAACGGUGCUAGCGAACCAACACCGUUACUGAACAUAGAAUGUUUUAUCAAGUCUUUUAUACUGUUAAAUAGAUGUUGGAAAACAGCUACUGUCCGUUUUGGCAUCUGUUGGACCUUUAUGUUGGAUUUGGUAAAUGAGAUAGACUAAAUUGACGAAAAUAAAAAAUGAACUUUA
Messenger RNA from Daphnia magna, 2083 nucleotides. RefSeq names its product arrestin domain-containing protein 17. Lineage: Eukaryota; Metazoa; Arthropoda; Branchiopoda; Diplostraca; Daphniidae. The record is from RefSeq and is a predicted model, not a curated record. Gene Ontology annotation, cellular component: cytoplasm. Gene Ontology annotation, biological process: protein transport.